Molecule: messenger RNA, 808 nt
Organism: Plectropomus leopardus (leopard coralgrouper)
Lineage: Eukaryota; Metazoa; Chordata; Actinopteri; Perciformes; Serranidae
Product: tetraspanin-13-like
Cellular component (GO): membrane
Source: RefSeq, a predicted model, not a curated record
UUCAGGAAACGCACUCUGGUUUUCACCUGCAGACUAGAAACCAGAAGGAGCACGAGAACCUCGAGACUGAUGCAAACUCGCUGACAAGGCUGGAAAAGUGGAAAUAAAAUUGUUUUGCUUUUUUUAAGGAUUUCUCCCGGUGAGCAGAGAUGGUUUGCGGCGGGUUCGUUUGCACCAAGAACGCGCUCUGCGCUCUCAACAUACUCUAUGUUCUGGUGAGUCUGCUGCUGAUCGGAGUGGCCGCCUGGGGGAAAUGGUUCGACCUGGUCUCCAGCAUCAGGGUGGUGGCGGGGGUCAUCGGCGUGGGCGUCUUCCUGUUCCUGGUUGCCUUCGUGGGGCUGUGCGGCGCCCUGAAGCACCACCAGGUCCUGCUCUUCUUCUACAUGAUAAUCCUGUUCAUAGUGUUUGUGGUGCAGUUUUCUGUGUCCUGUGCCUGUCUGGCCCUGAAUAAAGACCAGCAGAACCAUCUGCUGGAGGUCGGGUGGAACAAAUCAGAGGCGACUCAAAAGGACGUGGAGAAAACACUCGACUGUUGUGGCUUCUCCUCUGUGUCCUACAAUGGCACCUGUGAAGCUAGAUGCUUUCACAACAAGCUGACUUGUGACACGUGUUCGAACACUAUCCAGCAGUAUGCGGGAGAAGUGCUGCGGUUUGUGGGUGGUAUCGGACUCUUCUUCAGCUUCACAGAGAUCCUCGGAGUCUGGCUCGCACACAGAUACAGAAAUCUCAAAGAUCCUCGGUCAAAUCCUGGAGCCUUUCUAUAGCCGCACACAGUUUAACAAACCAAAUAUAUUGCACUGUUAAAUAA